This is a messenger RNA of Pieris brassicae (large cabbage white), 1713 nucleotides long. Its product is annotated as fatty acyl-CoA reductase wat-like. NCBI's taxonomy places the organism in Eukaryota, Metazoa, Arthropoda, Insecta, Lepidoptera, Pieridae. The coding region runs from base 196 to 1671 and encodes 491 amino acids. Gene Ontology annotation, molecular function: alcohol-forming very long-chain fatty acyl-CoA reductase (NADP+) activity. The record is from RefSeq and is a predicted model, not a curated record. Gene Ontology annotation, biological process: long-chain fatty-acyl-CoA metabolic process. Gene Ontology annotation, cellular component: peroxisome. The transcript is spliced from 10 exons.
GUAUAAAUAAAUAUUUUGAUUUGUAAAUGUGGUAGCCCUAUGUAUGAAUAUUAGCUACAAAACUACAUAUUAGCAAUAUUCGUCUUGUCACUAAUUCGAAUCGAAUUAUUCAUCAAAAAAUACUAGAAUAUUCAAAUCAAUUUAGUUCGUGCAGCACAAGCUAUUGAAGUGGGUUUUAAUAAAUAUAUAAUAAGGAUGGAGGAGAAUCAAGGAGAGUCUCAGAUCCGGAAGUCAUUCGCGGGAGCUAACAUUUUAUUGACGGGAGGAACUGGCUUCCUCGGAAAACUGCUAAUUGAAAAGUUACUAAGAUGUUGUCCGGAACUUGAUAAGAUAUAUUUAUUAGCGAGGAAGAAGAAAAAUAAAGAUCCACAAACCCGAUUAAAAGAACAGUUCGAUGAUGUGCUGUAUAAAACACUUCACAAAGAUCAGCCAGACUUCAUCAAGAAGGUGGAGAUUCUAGAGGGAGAGAUGGACAGCGAAAAUCUUGGUCUUACAGACCGGGAUUGGCUGACAGUAUGCGAUAAGGUUAACUUUAUACUCCACGGAGCAGCGACCGUCCGUUUCGACGAGGCCCUGAGUAAAGCCGUACGCAUCAACACACGAGGCACCAAGGAGAUGUUAACGCUUGCUCGCUGUUGCAAAUAUCUGAAAGCUUUUGUCUACAUUUCGACCGCUUAUUGUAACCUACCCCAUCAACCGAUAGAGGAAAAAUUUUACGACUUUCCACUGACCAGUGACCUUCUUAUAGACGUAGUUGAACGCUUGGAUUCAAAAACUGUUGACGACAUUACACCUGGGUUCCACAGUAGCGGCGAUAGAACAACACCUUGUGGACAACGUCUUCUGAUAAUACCUCGUGUUGUGAUAUCCGUUGGGGCUUCGGUGGGCAUUAUUCGAAUAAUCAAAUGUAACCCGGAUGCCGUCGUUAAUUUAGUACCAGCUGAUUUUGUUGCCAAUGCUUGUAUUGCCGUCGCUUGGAAGACCGCUCGACAACAUAUGAAAACCGCUGAGAGGAAACUUGAGGACUUCAGUGAGGGACCGAAAGAUGAGGAGACAAAAAAUGACCAGAUUCCCCGUGUUUAUAAUUAUGUAUCUGGAGACGAAAAUUCUAUGACAUUCCGUACUUUUAUGAAUUACGCACACACACACGGAUUUACAAUGGCGUCGAGUAAAGCAAUAUGGUGUUAUAUGUUGUUUCUUAUAAAUAACGCGCUCCUGUUCAAAGCUUUGAACAUCCUCCUUCACUGGAUACCGGCUUAUGUGUGCGAUGGAGUAGCAGUUAUGAUUGGAAAAAAACCUAUGCUAAAGAAAGUUUAUACGAAAAUUGACAAGUGGAUACAUUUUAAUGAAAUUUUCGCGUGUCACACCUGGAAGAUGGAAAAUUCCAAUACUAUAGAACUUUUGAGGGAGCUCAACGAGGCGGACCGACAUAUAUUUGACUUUGACAUAUCUGCUUUAGACUGGAAUUCGUACAUGUAUAAUUAUAUGAUGGGAAUUCGCUUGUUCCUUGUCAAAGAUCCUAAGGAAACAAUCCCUUGGGGAAUAAAAAAACAAUAUUUCCUAAUAAUAGCGAAUUAUAUAGUGAUGAUAAUUUACGCUAUAGCUUUGUUUUGGCUUGUUAAACUUUUGGGUGGAGGUGUGUUGAAAUUAAUGUAUAAAAUUUUGAGCUGAUAUUUAAAUACAAUUUACUAAAUUUUGGUAGAUCAGGGGAUA